Tribolium madens (black flour beetle) is the source of this 759-nucleotide messenger RNA. RefSeq names its product EKC/KEOPS complex subunit Tprkb-like. Lineage: Eukaryota; Metazoa; Arthropoda; Insecta; Coleoptera; Tenebrionidae. Bases 209 to 715 code for a protein of 168 amino acids. The transcript has a single exon. The record is from RefSeq and is a predicted model, not a curated record. Gene Ontology annotation, biological process: telomere maintenance via recombination; tRNA threonylcarbamoyladenosine modification. Gene Ontology annotation, cellular component: nucleus; cytosol; EKC/KEOPS complex.
CAACUUAUUUGUUUUUAUUGUGGCUCAUUAAGACUACACAAUUUUCUUAAUUAUUUGGCAUUUGGCUUAUCCAGUUAAAAACUUCUUAUCAUUUUUCUCAACUUGCAGAUUCUACAGAUACGAACUUCGCGGCCGAAAUUCAGUGUCAAGAACCUAACGAACCUAACCCAUAAAUUUCACGUUUUACGGUUUAUUUAUCAUUUAAAAAAUGAUAAAAACAGCAUUAGACCCUCUUGUAAAUAAAAACAUCAACAUUCGUUUAUUCCGAAAUGUUGAUAAUGUAUCAGACUUACGUAAAAAAGUAAUAUCAGGUCAACUUGAGUGUUGUUUCAUAAAUCCAAAACUGAUUGUGGACCCGUUUCAAAUAGUAGUAGCGACAAAUAAGGCUCUAAUUGCUGAAAGUCGCACCACAAAAACGAUUUUCACAGAGAUUUUAUUCAAUUUGUCUGUUUCUAAACACAUAACAAAAAGUUUGCAACAGUUUGGGAUUACUGAUGACUGUAAAGACUUGUUGGUGGUGACUGUAGAGGACGACGAUAGUGGCAUUAUUUCUGAAAUUAAAGGAAAAGAAGUGGAGUUGAGGGCACUUGAGGAAAUUCGUGAUUUAAACGCUAUUAAGAAGGAAUACAAAAUUGGUCUAAAUGAAGAGAAGACUACCACAAUUUUGGAUUCUGUUGUUAGUAGGGUAGCCACCAAGGAUUUUAUUUCGUAUUAAUUGUGUUAAUAAUGGUUAAAGAUAAAUAAAAACAAAUAAACAAA